Vicia villosa (hairy vetch) is the source of this 3012-nucleotide messenger RNA. RefSeq names its product putative pentatricopeptide repeat-containing protein At3g15130. Gene Ontology annotation, biological process: RNA modification. Bases 545 to 2233 code for a protein of 562 amino acids. Gene Ontology annotation, molecular function: protein binding; RNA binding. The transcript is spliced from 5 exons. The record is from RefSeq and is a predicted model, not a curated record. Lineage: Eukaryota; Viridiplantae; Streptophyta; Magnoliopsida; Fabales; Fabaceae.
ACUCUGCGUUCAUCGUUCUUCUUCCCCAAAAUCCCACAACCCCUGAAAACAAAUUGGGGUCAAAUUUCACCCAUUCACCACUUACUCACCAUCUCUGUCUUUCCAAAUUGAAACUCACAAAUCCUUUCAUAUUCAUCUGCAAUCCAGAAUAAGGCUUCAGUUCAUGCCGGCGAGAGAGUUCCAGAUCGAUUCCUCUUCCGACACCGGCGAUAUUUUAUGAAGAAAAUAUACUCUAGUUCCGUGAUUGUCUGUGUUAGUGUCUGGAUUCGGCUAUAACCUACUCCGCCCUCAUUCUCGCCAGGCCACAAGAACGUCAUUGUCUGUCUCGGUGUCAUGAUUCAUUCAACUCUGCAAAGGUAUCACCCUCGUCCUAGCUGCAUUGUACCUUGUUUUCAACUUCUUCCUUUCUGCUAUCACCUACCUCACCCUUAUUUUCGCCAGAAUCCAACAAAGAAGAGUAUCAGUGGAACAAUUGAGAGCAAAACAAUCAAGGUAAUUGUUCGUGGCCGGAUUCUUCUUUUUUCUGCAUACCCUUUUUGUGAUCAUGUUUUGCAUCAAAGAAAUGGCCAAAAAGGAAGAGUUAUACACAAAUCUCUUACGAGCAUAUGCACAAGACUCAAACUUUCUGAAAGGAACAUCAAUUCACGCUCAUUUCAUCAAAGGGUAUAUCCCUUUUACACCUUUUCUCCAAAACCAUUUGCUCAACAUGUAUAUAAAAAUCCGGGACCUUACUUCUGCACUCCAACUGUUUGAUGAAAUGCCAGAUAGAAACGUGGUGUCAUGGUCUGUUGUCAUGGCUGGUUGCAUUCGGAAUGGCAGUUCUUCACAAGCUCUUUCUUUGUUUUCCAGCAUGCACCGUGAGGGAGUCACGAAACCGAAUGAGUUUACAUUUGUGAGUGCUCUCCAAGCUUCUUCGUUAACCGAGAAUGAGACGCAGGCUUACCAGAUUUAUUCGUUAGUGGUUCGGUCAGGACUUGAGUCUAAUGUAUUUUUGCUGAACGCGUUUUUGACAGCUUUAGUUAGGCAUGGUAAAUUGACAGAAGCCUUGCGAAUUUUUGAGACGAGUCCUAUUAGAGAUAUUGUGACAUGGAAUACUAUGAUAGGGGGUUACUUGCAGUUUUCUUGUGAACAGAUUCCGGUAUUUUGGCGCUACAUGAUUUGUAAGGAUGUGAGGCCGGACGAGUUCACUUUUUCCAGUGGUUUAACGGGGUUGGCUGCCAUCUCCUAUCUUGAAAUGGGAAUACAGGUUCAUGCAGAGCUUGUUAAAAGUGGUUAUGGGGAUGAUAUCUGUGUAGGGAACUCUUUAGUUGACAUGUAUAUAAAAAAUCAAAAGUUGGAGGAGGGUUUCAAAGCUUUUGAUGAGAUGCCUAACAAAGAUGUAUGCUCUUGGACACAAAUGGCGGAUGGAUGUUUACGGUGGGGGGAACCAAGAAAGGCGCUUGCGGUCAUUGUACAAAUGAAGAAAAUGAGUGUUGAGCCAAAUAAAUUUACCUUGGCAACUGCUCUAAAUGCUUGUGCUUGUUUGACUUCAUUGGAGGAAGGGAAACAGUUUCAUGGCUUGAGGAUGAAACUUGGAAGUGACGUUGAUGUUUGUGUUGAUAAUGCUCUUCUUGAUAUGUAUGCAAAAUGUGGAUGCAUGGAUAGUGCACGGGCACUUUUUCAAUCGAUGAAUUCUCGUUCUGUUAUCUCAUGGACAACAAUGAUAAUGGCGUGUGCACAAAAUGGUCAAUCUAGAGAAGCUCUUCAAAUUUUUGAUGAAAUGAGGGAAACGAGUGUAGUACCAAAUUACAUCACAUUCAUUUGUGUUCUUUAUGCAUGUAGUCAAGGUGGGUUUGUUGAUGAAGGGUGGAAGUAUUUUUCCUCCAUGAAUAAUGACUACGGAAUCUUUCCCGGAGAAGAUCACUACAUUUGCAUGGUAAGUAUCCUAGGUCGGGCCGGGCUUAUCAAAGAAGCUAAGGAGUUAAUCUUACGAAUGCCAUUUCAACCUGGUGUGCGAGUUUGGCAAACAUUGCUAAGUGCUUGUCAGGUUCACGGGGAUGUAGAAACCGGGAAAGUUGCAGCAGAACAUGCCAUAAAACAUGACAAAAAUGACCCGUCAUCCUAUGUAUUAUUGUCUAACAUGUUAGCUGAAUCAAGCAAUUGGGAUGGUGUGGUGAGUCUGAGAGAACUAAUGGAGGUAAGGAAUGUAAAGAAAAUACCAGGAUCCAGUUGGAUUGAUAUUGAAAAGAUUUAAUUAUCAGGAACACAUUACACAUGGUUGAAGGAUAAGUUGUUUAGAGGAUUCCCUCUCCAUUUCUUUUUGGCCAUUUCUUUGAUGCAAAACAUGAUCACAAAAAGGGUAUGACAGAGUAAUGAUUCGGCAAGGGUCUUCUAAAGGUUAUUCUAGUGAUGCAUUUGAGGCCAGGCUUAUAUUUGAGAUUUCUAAGAACUUGGUUGCUUCACAUGAACUAUAUUCCAUAUAAUUGUUUUGAUUCUUUUUGUUUUCUUGAUUUUAUUGUAAGAACUUCCAAAUGAUUCCCUGUAACUUAGUUUUGACAGCAUAAUUGUGUGUUUUCUCUCUGACUGCACGAAUCAGAGUUCUUAUAACUAAUAACUUACAUGCUAGCAUUAGACGUAUUUCAUCCUAGCUAUCAAGAAUGAUGAAUUCUUAAGAUACAGAAAACAAAAAAUGUUAUAAAAAUUAAGAUGCACAAAAUAACAUCCAAAAAGUGAAAACAUCCUAACAAAAUUGAGUUUCUAUUUGUGCAAUGCACGUACCUCUUUCGGAUUUCAACUCUGCAAAGAUUUCACCCUUGUCCUCGUUGCAGCGCACUUUGUUUUCAAAUUCUUCUAUUCGGCUAUCACCUACUUCGCCCUCAUUCCCGCAGGCGCCAGGCCACAAGAACGUUAUCGCCUGUCUCGGUGUCUUGAUUCAUUCAACUCUGCAAAGGCAUCAUCCUCGUCCUAGCUGCAUUGUACCUUGUUCUCAACUUCAUCCUUUCUGCUAUCACCUACCUCCUCCUUAUUUUCGCC